Messenger RNA from Spinacia oleracea (spinach), 1847 nucleotides. Its product is annotated as amino acid permease 6. Bases 263 to 1720 code for a protein of 485 amino acids. The record is from RefSeq and is a predicted model, not a curated record. Lineage: Eukaryota; Viridiplantae; Streptophyta; Magnoliopsida; Caryophyllales; Amaranthaceae. The transcript has 7 exons.
UGUUUGGGAUUAUAGUAAUUUAAAAGUCAAAGGUUAAAUAUGAAUUUGUUUACUAAUAGUAAUUGUUGUGUUGCACCAAAAAAAAGUAAUUGUUGUGAGCUUAUAAAUAGCAUAUUUUUUUAGCAAUAGGAUAGUUGACGAAAAACACUCCAUUUCUUUCGAGGUUGUGCAAUUGAGUUCUCGUUGUUGUUCGUUUUUUAACCAAGUAACAAGUCCACAACUAGUAAUUUGGAGCUACCUUCAAUUCCCCAGAAAUUAAAAAAUGGUUAGCAAAAGAGAUGAAGAAUCCCAGAAAAGACAUGGUGUUUUAUCGCCUGUUAGUUACCAAUUUCCAUACGAUAGUGAAGAGUUUGACGAUGAUGGCAAGCCUCGACGAACAGGGACUGUAUGGACAGCAAGUGCACAUAUAAUAACAGCAAUUAUAGGUUCUGGAGUUCUUUCCUUAGCAUGGGCCACGGCGCAGCUGGGAUGGCUAGGAGGAAUAUCAACUCUUUUAAUAUUUUCCGGCAUCAUGCUUUACACUUCCAACCUCCUUGCAGAUUGUUACCGGACUCCUGAUCCGGUCACCGGGAAGAGAAAUUACACAUACAUGGAUGAGGUCCAAGCCAAUCUAGGUAGGUUCAGUUGCAUUGCUUGUGGGAUACUACAAUACGCCAAUCUAACUGGUUUUGUAGUUGGUUACACAAUCACUGCACCAAAGAGCAUGGUGGCGGUCCAAAAAUCGAAUUGCUUCCAUAAAAAAGGACAUAUGGCAUCUUGCAUGUUUAGCAAUAACCCUUACAUGAUAGGUUUUGGUGUCUGUGAGAUAUUUCUGUCUCAAAUACCAAACUUCCAUGAGCUAACAUGGCUGUCAACUAUUGCUGCAAUCAUGUCUUUCGCGUAUUCUACAAUCGGUAUAGGACUUGCACUCUAUAGGAUUCUCUCUGGGAAUGGAGGGAGGACAACAUUAACAGGAGUAGAGAUAGGAAUGGGUAUAUCUGCUGCUGAGAAAACAUGGAGGAUGUUAAGAGCAAUUGGAGACAUUGCAUUUGCUUAUGGUUUUUCUCAAAUCCUAGUUGACAUACAGGAUACGUUGAAGUCGCAUCCAGCAGAGAAUAAGGUGAUGAAGAAGGCAAACGCAAUAUCAAUGUUAACAACCACAGUAUUCUACAUGAUGUGUGGUUGCUUAGGCUAUGCUGCAUUUGGGAAUGAUGCACCUGGCAACAUGUUGACUGGCUUUGGAUUUUAUGAGCCUUUCUGGUUGAUAGACUUGGCCAACAUCUUCAUUGUCAUUCACAUUGUCGGAGCAUAUCAGGUACUUGCUCAACCCGUCUACAAAAAGAUCGAAUCAUUAGCCACCGGAAAAUGGCCCAACUCAUUUUUUGUCAAGGCAGAGUACCCCAUAAGAUUAGGCAGUAAAUUAGUGUUUAGCUUAAAUCCACUGAGGCUAACUGGAAGAACUAUCUAUGUGGUAUUAGUAACCAUAUUGUCAAUGGCAUUGCCCUUCUUCAACGACGUAAUUGCACUUCUAGGAGCGCUCGGGUUUUGGCCGUUAGCCGUGUAUUUCCCAAUCCAAAUGCAUAUUGCUCAAAACAAGAUCAAACCACGAUCAUUCAAGUGGUUCUUGCUGCAACUUCUCAACGUCCUUUGUUUUCUGGUUUCGUUGGCGGCAGCAGCUGCUUCUAUCCAAGGCAUUGGUGAAGCUCUUCGUACUUCCAAGCCCUUUCAGUUCAAAGAAUAGUCACAUUUUUGUAUGACAAAAGUAAGGCAAUUGCGCAAUACUUUUAGUAUAAUUUGUAUUUGAGGUCAUUAUGUUGUAUGCUUAGAACCAACCCAAGUAUAUGAGAUAAAGAAAUGAGUUAUACCCA